UGGAUCGUAUUCCACAGUCCACACAGCAUCUGUCUAUAGUUUCAUUAAGCAAAGUUUUCAUUUUAUUGUAAUUAUCGGAGUUUUUGUGUUGGUAGUCAAUUUCAUUUUUAAUAAAUUAGACCAAGAUUUGAUUUUUUGUACCAGAUUAAAGAAAUAAAUGAUUUCUCAAACAAAAUGAGUUUCAAAUUAAGCAGCAUCAGCACAGAAUCAGGUGCUUCUUCUAGUUCGAAGCUGUCGAAAAACUAUCCUAAAACUGUAAAAUAUCGAAGUGGACACCAUCAUCACAGACACCGAUAUGAAGAACCUAAGCAUGAAAGAAUUGUAAGACGUUCCAGUUCCGAAAGUAGUACAUUAAGCAAAUCAAGCUCAAAUGUGUCCUACAGAUGUGUCACUACAGUAGGAAAAUCUUUUGUUAGUCGUUGUAUCGGAGUUUUCGGCAUGAAUAUUUUCACAAAGAAAAAGUACAUAUUUGAACUUUUUUCCAAAUUUGGACCAAUAGAAAAUUUCAACUUUAUAACAGAUGCUAGGACUGGUUUAUUUCGAGGCUUCUGCUUUAUUUACUACAUUAGCACUGAUGAUGCGAAACUAGCUAAAAAAACUCUAAACGGUAUUGACAUCGAUGGACGCAAAAUUAGAGUUGAUUACUCAUUCACACAACGUCCACAUUCACCCACACCAGGUCUUUACAUGGGUCGUUGUACAAAACAGUUAAAUAGUCUUCUAUUCUUAGUUACUCUAAACCAGUUAGUCAUAAGAAUCCAGAGCAUCAUCGUUUUAAACGUCAUUGCUGCUGCUGCCGUAGUCGUUAUCCUACACAAAUACGCGAACUUUCUUAUAGAUACUCAUAUAGUAAUCGCCACAGACAUAGAAGACGCACAAGAAGUCGAUCAUAAACAAUAAGUCUAUAAAAACAAUUGGUUCCACAAUUC
Messenger RNA from Teleopsis dalmanni, 929 nucleotides. RefSeq names its product transformer-2 sex-determining protein-like. Gene Ontology annotation, molecular function: RNA binding. The transcript has 7 exons. Gene Ontology annotation, cellular component: spliceosomal complex. Gene Ontology annotation, biological process: positive regulation of mRNA splicing, via spliceosome. The record is from RefSeq and is a predicted model, not a curated record. NCBI's taxonomy places the organism in Eukaryota, Metazoa, Arthropoda, Insecta, Diptera, Diopsidae. Bases 175 to 900 code for a protein of 241 amino acids.